Messenger RNA from Micropterus dolomieu (smallmouth bass), 2122 nucleotides. RefSeq names its product afadin- and alpha-actinin-binding protein-like. The transcript is spliced from 14 exons. The record is from RefSeq and is a predicted model, not a curated record. Lineage: Eukaryota; Metazoa; Chordata; Actinopteri; Centrarchiformes; Centrarchidae. The coding region runs from base 219 to 1964 and encodes 581 amino acids.
AUUAGCGUGCUGUUUGGUUUGCGUGCAGUGGUGUGUACUGUCAUUUGGACCCAUGGAUUAAGGAGCUGCUUCGUCGAGAAACAAGGAGCAUUUGGGAACUAAAUUACAAAUUAAAACGUUAAGACCAGAGUGCGUAGGUGGAUCUUGUGGUGAGCUUUGUGUAUCCUGCACAUGUAGCAGAUGAUCCAGUCACAUAGCCUGAAGGCUGCACUGCAACAAUGCCCGAGUCCUCCCUGGUCACGGAUAUUCGCAGGAGCUCUCUUGAAUGUAGAACAUCCCCCUUGAGACAGUUUAGCCAAUCAUCGCUGUCACUACACAGAAAGUCCUUCAUGCUCAGUACCUUCUGCACAGAGAACAACGUGCAAGAAUGUCUAUCACACAUCAAUCAGGAGGUGUCAUCUCUUGGCCUGCCACCAGUUUGGACAGAGUCAGGCGGCAGCUCAGAGAUGAAUGUCGUGGCUGUGCUGAACUGCAUGUACGACCUGAUUCAGCUGCACCGCAGAGACCUCCGAACCCUGGAAAACAUGGAAUUGGAGCAGCUUAAGUCCAGCAGCAAUGUGGACUCCCUGCAGCUCACCAGCACUAAACUAAAAGAGCAGCUUGAACUGUCCAAAAGAGAGAACACGGGACUGCUUGAGAGAGAACGACAGCUACAGCUGAAAGUGAAGAGUUUGCAAAACUGCCUGAAAAAUGAAAAAGAAGAGGUUCAAAAACUUCAGAACAUAAUUGCCAGCCGGGCCAGCCAGUACAAUCAUGAGAUGAAAAGGAAAGAAAGAGAAUUUAACAAGCUGAAGGAGCGCUUGAAUCAACUUCUGGUUGACAAAAAGGAGAGGAAACAAGCCAUUGAUGUAUUGAACAACAUUGGAAGAGCUGAUGGGAAGAGAAGCCUUUGGAAAACUGAAAAGACAGAGGCAAAGCAUGAGGGGGAGAUGUAUAAGACUCUGCUCAGUGACUAUGACACCAGACAAAGGGAGCUGCUGCUGGAAAAUGCAGAGUUAAAGAAAGUGUUGCAGCAGAUGAAAAAAGACAUUGUGUCCAUUCUAAGUUCAAGGAAACCAACUUAUAAAGGCGACAAACAUCAACAAGAUGAUGGCAUACAGGCUGACUCGGAGGAGGAAGAGGAAGUAUUUGAUUCCACUAAAGAAAGCGUGGAGCUGUACUGUGUUCACGCCCGGGAGAAGCUGACCAACAGUAUUCGCCUCCAGUGGAGGAGACUCAAGAGCCACGUUGAACGAUUGGACAGCCAAGCUUCUUUAGCUCAUUUUGGCGAGAGUAAAAACACUGAUGCAGUUUCCAGAGAGACUCAUGAGGAGGAGAUGGAAAGACUGAAGCAGGAGAUCCAGCAGUGCAGAGACUUUAUUCAAACACAACAGCAGCUCCUGCAGCAGCAGCUGAGCUCUCCAUGUGAUGAGGAGACGGCAUCCCUGCUGAGCGACUGCUACAUGCUGCAGGAGAAGGAGCGCCUCCGAGAAGAGUGGACGACUCUAGAGGAACAGAGAAAGAUCUUUGAGAGGGAGAGAAGGAACUUCACUGAAGCAGCUAUAAGACUUAGCCACGAGAGGAAGGCCUUUGAGGAGGAUCGAGCGACGUGGCUCAAACACCAGUUUUUAAACUUGAGUCCAUUUGCUGACUUAAAGAAACCCCAGAUUUCAAAGUCUAAAAGUGCCUUUUUAAUAUCUGAAACAAAAGUGAGUAGUGCAUCAGGUCCAGAAAAGCUCAUCAAAUGCCUGCCUGACACAGCCUCACCCAGAUGUGUGCCACUCACAUCGCCAUCAACAGCCGACCUAUAUCGCACACUUUGCCUUAACCCAGAAAACAGCUCAACCAAACCAAAGACAAAGACUGAACAUGUUGAGGAAUCCAUGUUUCUUAAUGGAAAUGUUCCAGUUCAGCACAAACAGUGGAACGACAGUGAAGACCUCAGCCGCCACACACUCACAAAGGAAAAGAACAGCUCUAUAUGAAGCAAAAAACCUUCAUCAUGUGAAUCAGAAUUAAAGUUAAUGUCCAUUUAUUAUGGACGAAUAUGUGAUACUUCAGAAAUACACCUGGCUUGUGAAUGCCAAACACUUGCCGAUAGACUGUCAAAUGAUUAAAUGGCAACAGUCAAAGCCAAACAAGA